Armigeres subalbatus is the source of this 4604-nucleotide messenger RNA. It is a transcript of the gene MED23, whose product is annotated as mediator of RNA polymerase II transcription subunit 23. Lineage: Eukaryota; Metazoa; Arthropoda; Insecta; Diptera; Culicidae. The record is from RefSeq and is a predicted model, not a curated record. Gene Ontology annotation, cellular component: transcription regulator complex; mediator complex. The transcript is spliced from 8 exons. The coding region runs from base 114 to 4358 and encodes 1414 amino acids. Gene Ontology annotation, biological process: positive regulation of gene expression; regulation of transcription by RNA polymerase II.
UUGACAACCGGGUACUUGUGUUUUGUAAACAAGCUUGGCUGCAGUCGUCAUUGAAAAUAUCAAAUUUUCUGCUUAGUUUUUGCUAAAUUAUGAACUAAACCGGUGCGGAAAUAAUGAGUAGCGAUAUGCAGGUCAUCAAACUAAUCGAGGAAAUCCUGGGUGAGAAAACCAAUGACUAUGACUACGAGGGGCCGAUGCCGGACGAGGCUCAGCUGCAGCAGCGCGCCGAAGAAGGAAUCAAAAAGUUUGCCACUGUUUUCGCAACUAUGCCCCAGGAGACGAAGGAGAAUGCUCUGCGUUCAUGUCUUAUUCAUGUGGCCGGAAUCAAUCACCGGAACAAAGUGCAUAAACACAUGCAGGUUCUGAGGGAUUUGGUCGGGAAGAACCUCAUCCCAGCGCGGUUGCUUUGCGAGCAGAUUAUGAGUUCGGAAAAACUGACCUUCCAAAACCAGAGCUUCUGGAUCGAGUGCUUUCAGGUUGUCCGCCGGAUUAUCGGUGGCGUCGACUACAAGGGCGUCCGGGAGAUUAUGAAGUGCUGCAAGGAGAAGGCUCUGACGUUCCCUUCAGGAAUCAGUUCCAGCAUCCUGCCGCAGAUGCUGGAAUUGACCGAGGUGAUUGAGCACAUUUUUAAUCGGAAUGCGUGUCUUCUUCCGGCGUACUUCAUCAUCAAUGAGAUUCAGAAGGCGGACUACCAGGAUACCCACUGGCGGAUUGCCAAUCUGAUUGCGAACUUCAUCGAGGAGUUUGUGAUCGUGGCGCAGAUGUUGUCGAUCAUUGGCCACUCGUCGAUGCUACCGAUUGUGGAACACUCGUCCUAUGCGGACAAUCUGAUUAAUCCGUGGAAGCUGGACCCGAACACACUGAAACUUGCGCUGAGGGGUAAUUUGCCGUAUGAGCCGGAAUUGUUGCAACCGCAGAUCAAACUGCUAAGAUUUGUGCUAGAACAGCCCUACUCUAGGGACAUGGUCUGCUCUAUGCUGAACUUGCAGAAGACGCAAAAACAGAAAUGUAUGGCACUGGAGGAGCAGCUGGUUUGGUUGGUGAUGUGUGCCAUGGAAUGCUCUGAGAAGGAACCGGUCCACACCGUGGAUGGGGAAAUUUCUAGCCACACCCAGUGGGUGUGGCUGCAUUUGAGCUCGCAGCUGAUCUACUUUGUGCUGUUCCAGUUUGCGACAUUUCAGAACAUUGUGAAUACAUUGCAUGACAAGUUGGGGGCCAGUAAUCUCCGUCGCGGUCGCGAUCAUUUGAUGUGGGUGCUGUUGCAGUACAUUUCCGGAAGUAUUCAAAGAAAUUCGAUUACCAACUUUUUGCCGAUCCUUAAACUGUAUGAUAUUUUGUAUCCGGAGAGGGAACCACUUCCGGUUCCGGAUUACAAUAAUCCCCUAUGUACCCAUCAAAUGGCACCAACCUGCAUCUGGAUUCAUCUGUUGAAGCGUGCUCAGUCCGAACAUUACAAUAUUAAUCGCCCCAUUCCAAAAGCUUUGAAGCUGCAUCACGAGUUUCUUCAGCAUUUAGACAUGCCGAACAACAACGCCACCCUCUGUAUGGGAUCUGAUUAUCGACUGGCUCUACUCUGCAAUGCAUAUUCUACAAAUCCGGAAUACUUCUCGCGCCCGAUGGCUGCCCUAAUCGAAACCAUACUCGGAAACUGUAAAAAUCAAUCCGGUGGCGGAGGCACUCAAUCGCUUCCUACCGUACCUCUUUCGAUGUGCGUCCUAGACAGUCUGACCAUCCACAGCAAGAUGUCCCUCAUUCACAGCAUCGUGACGCACAUGAUCAAGCAAGCGCAGAGCAAGAGCACCAUCCCGAACUCAAACAACAUGGCUCCGGCCCUGGUGGAAACCUAUUCCCGGCUGUUGGUCUACACGGAAAUCGAAUCGCUCGGAAUCAAGGGCUUCUUGGCACAGUUGCUACCGCAGGUAUUCAAAUCGGCCGCGUGGGGAAUUCUAUACACGCUGUUGGAGAUGUUCUCGUACAGGAUGCAUCACAUACAGCCACACUACAGAGUUCAACUGCUGUCACAUUUGCACUCACUGGCUUCCGUUCCGCACACCAAUCAGAUGCAGCUGCACUCAUGUGUGGAAUCAACAGCAUUGCGUCUUAUCACCGGUCUUGGAUCGGUCGAAGUUCAAGCUCAGAUGUCCCGUUAUGUGAACGAACAAAAAGCUCCCGGCAACAUCGUUUCCGCCGAGAGCGAAGAACUGAACCGAGCCCUCAUUCUCACGUUGGCCCGAUCGAUGCAAAUAACUGGUACCGGAAACGAUCCCCAAUCAAGCACCUGGUGCAAGGAGCUCCUGAACAGUAUCAUGCAAAACACUCCGCACACGUGGUCGCAGCACACGUUGCAGUGUUUCCCGACGGUACUGAACGAUCUGGUUAUGCAGCACAACGUUCCCAAGGAAAACAAACAACUGCUGAAAAAAUCGGUCGACGAAGAGUACUGCAACUGGACGUCGAUGUCUAACGAGAACGAUAUCAUAGGACAUUUUGGAACGGCCGGAACACCGGGGACACCACCGCUGUUUCUUUGCUUGCUGUUCAAGAUGAUCGUCGAAACGGAUUCCAUCAGCCCGGUUGCGUACAAGAUCUUGGAACGUAUCGGAGCCCGCGCCCUUUCUGCUCACCUGCGUAAACUGUGCGACUAUUUGGUGUACGAGGUUUCUAACUCCAAAAUGAGCGCUCACGUCAACAAAUGCGUCGACACCAUCAACGAUAUGAUCUGGAAGUACAACAUCAUAACGAUCGAUCGACUGGUUCUGUGUCUUUCCCUACGAACACUUGAAAUCAACGAGGCUCAAGUCAGCUUUUGCAUCAUCCAGUUGUUGCUGCUGAAAACUUCCGAAUUCCGCAAUCGCUUGCAGGAGUUUGUCAGCAUUAACUCGCCCGAGCACUGGAAGCAAAACAACUGGCACGAACGCCAUUUGGCGUUCCAUCAGAAGUUCCCGGAAAAGUUUACUCCGGACGAAUCAGUGUCACAUCCUUCGCUACCGGUGUACUUUGGGAACGUGUGCUUGCGCUUCCUGCCGGUUUUGGACAUUACGAUUCAUCGAUACUUGGAGGUUCCUGCGACGUUGAGCAAAACACUAGACGUUCUGCUGGAGCACUUGGGGCCACUGUAUAAGUUCCAUGAUCGACCAAUCACCUAUCUGUACAACACCCUGCAUUACUACGAAAGGAUGCUUCGCGAGAGACCCCAGCUUAAGAAACGAUUGGUUGGAACAGUUAUUGGAUCACUGAAGGACGUACGACCGGAUAAUUGGGCCGUCACGGAACAGUACCAUUCGUAUAUGUCCGAAAAGGACGACACCGUAACCUGGAUGCCGGAUUUGAAUUACUACAUCUUCCUCGUCCGUCGAAUGCAGGACACAAUCGACGGCACCAACGUCUUCCCCGGCACGGACUGGCGCUUCAACGAAUUUCCCAAUCCGCCGGCACAUGCGUUGUACGUAACUUGCGUAGAACUGCUGGGUCUUCCCGUAGGUCCCCAGGGUGUAGCGAAUAGUCUGAUCGACGUGAUCGUCAAAGGUUACCCGAUAAUUCCUGCACAGAGCGUUCACAGCUGGAUCAACACAAUCGGUUUGAUUAUGGCUGCAUUGCCGGAGUCCUUCUGGGGGGUGAUCUACGAAAGGUUGCGAGAAGUAAUUAGCUGUUCGCAGAUGACCGAAUGGAUCCACCGUCAGAGUCCGUUCGAGCUCUUCAACUUUAAGAUUGUCCGCGAAGCUAUGCUGGAGAAGAACUAUGUGGUUAUCCUGGCGAUAGCGCAGAGCAUUUUGCAUCACAGCGGGAUUGGACAGAUCUCAACAGUUACUGAGUAUAUCAAAGAGAAUUUCAAGCCCAUCAUUAAAACCGAGUACCAAUUGAUUUAUCUGUGUCACUUGGUUGGUCCAUUCCUGAACCGACUUAGCACUGAGCGGCCCCGUGCCGUUUCGGAUAUUACUUUAAUCCUCUACGAGUUACUCGAACAGGUGGACAAAGCCCAACCCUCGAUAGCGCUCAAAUACAUGGACCCCAUUUGUGACCUGUUGUACCACAUCAAGUACAUGUUCAUCGGGGACAUGAUGAAGUCCGACUUGGAAGCGAUCAUUCGCCGGCUGAGACCGGCACUACAGAUGCGUCUUCGAUUCAUCACCAGACUGAACGUGGACGAGAUCGGGGUUGAUCAGCAGAAUGCUGAUGCUUCGGUAGGUGUGCAGAGUGCUGCACAACAAGGCGGUCAACAAUCUCAACAACAGCAACAACCCACAGUUGGGCAAGCUGGAGGGCAGCAUGCAGUUCCACAGCAACAGCAACAACAGCAGCAAGUCCAGCAACAGCAGUCUCAACAGCAACAACAACAGCAGCAAGGGCAGCAACAGUGAACGGCAACGUCGUUUUUGGGCGUCUUUUUUAUCAACGCUGCCAAAGUUAUCCAAACCUGAAACGAAACCACACAGAGCUCAUAAGGCCGAGGUUCUCCUGAAUCGCGCUAAGCGCCAAUAAAAGUUACUAUUUUUUUAUUUGGUCAAGUCCUCGUGUAGCGGAUUCAAAAAUUGUAUCGGAUAUCUCUCAACCCCAGAACUUAAGAUAUUUUACAAUAAAUGUACGCAUGAAUUGAUAUUAAAUAA